AUGGUACACGGCGGCAAACGCGGAAUCCUAGAUUUCACCUAUGAUAUGGACGGAAAAACCUAUGGUGUGCUAAAAUAUGCUUACCUUCCACGCAGGCUUGACAUGGUUAUAAUGGACGAGUCUAUCAAAUACGCUGAGGAUGCUGUGUUCUCGGCCGCCUUUCAACUAUUGGCAGGGCUAGAGCACCUGCACGAAGCAAUAAAAAUUACUCAUGGAAAUUUGAACGUCACAAACAUCUUCGUCGAUACUGCGGGUGUAAUGAAAAUUGCCGACUUCAGUCUAGCCCAGGACCUCACUAAGACGCCGGUGAAAACUGUAAAAGAAUUGAAAGCUGAGAUCGAAUGGCUCGUGCCGCAAGACGUCGACUGGCCGAAAAACACGUUUGAAACGUCCUUAGCCAGCGCGCCGGGCCUCAGCCCACCGAUCCCUAUGCAGCAAGCUCGCCGAGCUCUGAAUACCCCUAAAGUUCAUUCAAGCUCGGGCCACUCGAAAACAGCCGUAUUGCCGCAGGCGGAGGCAAUGGAGGUGGCGAUACCACGAGGAAGUGGAACAGCAGGAACCAUGGACGAGACGGCCGAGAAGGUUGUCUGCCGGCCGCCUCAUUUUUCCCUAAGUCUGCACGAAAUGCCCUGGUAUCCGCAAGGAUUCAGCUUCACUCCAACACAGGGAUUUGUGCGCGCAAGAAAGGACCGCUAUGUCUUAUGGGAUAUCGAGAGCAAGACCGUAUGGAAGGUCUAUCAGCUCACGGAUGAGAAGGGCAAACCCCUUGAUGAGAAUAAGAGGCACUUUCAAAGGGAAGGUUUUAACAACGUCCGACUACUGGGAUCUCGCCAUAGAAACAUACGGGCGAUACGGCAGGGCGGAAUGGAUGUCUAUAAGAAGGACGGAGUAGAUUAUGGCGUGCUGAUAUUCGAUUAUCUUCCACAGUGCCUCGGAAAAGUGAUCUGGGACUCAGCCACUGCUUACAACGCCGCCGAUGUCACGUCGGCAGCGUUUCAACUCACUGAAGGCAUACGCCAUCUGCACGAUGUGUUGGGUUUGACGCACCGGGAUAUAAAGCCAGAUAAUGUCUUGAUCGAUGAUGACGGGGCUUUGAAAAUCACCGACUUCAAUAUAGCACUCUGGGAACGUUCCGGAAGCUUACACAGCGCCACAGGAACGCGACGCUAUAUGCAUCCACGACAACUAUUUGGAGGGAAUUUCAAUGACACGGACGACCUAUGGUCGCUGGGUGUUCUUAUAUGGGAACUAGUCACACGAAAGAAAUGCUUCAAUGGAAUGUCGCAGGAACAAUUGCUCGAAUAUCGAGAAAAUAAGGAAUUUGAGGUGCCCCCGUUGGAAGGCGAACAUUGGAUUACCCAGCUAAUCAAAAGGUGCUGUCAAGAAACAAACCAAGAAACCGCUGAGUGGAUGAAAAUCUGGAUCCUGGAACAGAAACCAAUGCCUACAGCAACUUUCCAUACCACUCCGGUCCAACCCGCCGAGCUUCGCUUGCCGGCCGGGCUUGAGGCGGUUCGGAUUGAGGAUACGCCGAUCUACCAGAUAUUUUGCGACAACGGAACAUCAAUGGCAAACCAGGCUGAAUCAGCGGCUUUUUCUUCCUCUUUUGAUGCAGUUGGUAAUAACUUCUUGGCUUCGCUGGAUGAGUACGUCCCGCCAGCCCAACGAAGUACGACAACAGAUAAAUGCGUUAUUAGU
Mesorhabditis spiculigera is the source of this 1698-nucleotide messenger RNA. The record is from the annotation of a GenBank genome assembly. NCBI's taxonomy places the organism in Eukaryota, Metazoa, Nematoda, Chromadorea, Rhabditida, Rhabditidae.